Messenger RNA from Colletes gigas, 1224 nucleotides. RefSeq names its product probable DNA-directed RNA polymerase III subunit RPC6 (gene Polr3F). The coding region runs from base 281 to 1168 and encodes 295 amino acids. Lineage: Eukaryota; Metazoa; Arthropoda; Insecta; Hymenoptera; Colletidae. Gene Ontology annotation, cellular component: RNA polymerase III complex. The transcript has 3 exons. Gene Ontology annotation, biological process: transcription by RNA polymerase III. The record is from RefSeq and is a predicted model, not a curated record.
AACACGCGUUAUUUGCAUUUUGAAACCAGAUUUUGUGGCCAGAUGAGUAAAUAUUCAUACCCCCGAAAUUCUACGCAGUUUCGAAGAAAAAAUUCUUUACGAAAUCGGUAGAUGUACAAAUUUUUCGGCAAAAUAUGGUUCGUCGUUACUAGUGUCGCCGUCGAUGCGCUCAAUUAUGCCAAAUCUUGCCUGGUUUGGAAUGCCGUAAUGCCUUUAAAAUAAUAUGAAUGAAUGAAUACGUAUGUACGCACAGCACAAAUUUUGACAUUUAAAAAGUUCGAUGGAAACAGAAGCCGGUACAUCAAAAGAACAGGAUGGAAAUUCUGCAAACUCUAAUAUACUUGAUACGCUUGAACAAAAAAUUAUUGCAUUAGCACAGGUUAGACCUAAAGGUAUAUCUGAUAAAGAUUUAAUGGUUGAGAUGCCAGAUUUACAGCCCGCUCAGAGAGCUCAAAUUAUUAAUAAACUAUUGACUCAGGGACACUUUGAUUUAUUCAAACAAGGUGGUUCCCUUUUGUAUCGCUUAAAAGACCCUUCAAAAGCAAAAAUAGCUAAAGGUGCAGAUAACGAAGAAAAAAUUGUAUAUACAAUUAUUGAAGAAGCUGGGAAUAAAGGAAUAUGGAUUCGCGACAUAAGAUUUAAAUCCAAUCUAAUGCCGACGCAAUUAAAUAAGAUUUUAAAGAGCUUAGAAACUAAAAAGUUCAUUAAAGCUGUAAAGUCUGUGGCAGCAAGUAAAAAAAAAGUGUACAUGCUGUAUAAUUUAGAACCAGACACUUCUGUAACUGGCGGUGCAUGGUAUCAAGAUCAAGAUUUUGAAGCAGAAUUUGUUGAUGUUCUUAAUCAGCAGUGUUACAGAUUCUUGGAAAAGAAACGCGAGCAAAUGAAUUCUUGUAAGGGUGGACCGAUUGCAGCUAGAAAUGUUACGUUUGCUUCAUCCAAAGAAGUAAAGUUAUCAGUUGAAGAUUUGGAAAUGAUAUUAGACACUUUAGUUUACGAUGGGAAAGUAGAACGUACUCUUUCAGGAGAUGGAAGUAAUUUGUAUAGGGCUGUAGAACCUUUAUUAAAUUCACCUGGAUUGAUUAAAUCUGCUUGUGGUGUUUGCCCUGUAAGAUUUUAUAAAUUUUCUAUUCGUUUAAAUGCAAAUUCGAUCAAUUUACUGAGUAUUUAACGAUAUAAAAAUAUUUUAACGCAGGUGAGAAAAAAUUGCUGCGAAGUUGGCGAUGU